Salvia splendens (bonfire salvia) is the source of this 3315-nucleotide messenger RNA. RefSeq names its product cullin-1. Gene Ontology annotation, biological process: ubiquitin-dependent protein catabolic process. Gene Ontology annotation, molecular function: ubiquitin protein ligase binding. The transcript is spliced from 19 exons. Lineage: Eukaryota; Viridiplantae; Streptophyta; Magnoliopsida; Lamiales; Lamiaceae. The record is from RefSeq and is a predicted model, not a curated record. Gene Ontology annotation, cellular component: cullin-RING ubiquitin ligase complex. Bases 996 to 2954 code for a protein of 652 amino acids.
GAUUGCCAGAACCACAAUUCAGUUCCGAAGACUACAUGAUGCUCUACACGACAAUAUAUAACAUGUGUACUCAGAAGCCACCUCAUGAUUAUUCCCAGCAGCUUUACGACAAGUAUCGGGAGUCUUUUCAAGAGUAUAUAACGUUGACGGUGAGCUAUGCGGCACGGAUACGGAUACGCGUAUCAGUAUCCGAAGGAUACGGAUACGCGGAUACGGCUCUUUCCCAAACAACCCGAUACGCGGAUACGUUUUAACUAUUUUUUUAAUAAAUAAUAAUAGUGCAUAAUAAAUUACAAAAUAGAUAUUCUAAUGUUAUUAUACAAAUAAAAAUAAUAAAAUUACAAAAUAUUAAAAGCUAAAGUCAAUUUCUUUUAUGGUCGAUUACACCACAUCGAUUUUUUGGUUAUACUUAUCCAUAUUACCAAUAAUAUUGAUCAAAAUAUUUAUUUCUAGUUACAAAAUUAGACAAAGUUAAUGGAGUAAUAAAUUGGCCCAAAAAAUGAGCCCCAAAUAUACUCCUUUUCCAUCGUGACUACUUCUUGCCCAAUUCAUUCUCCCAUUUCCAAUUUUCUUCAAUCCCUAGUUGAGGCAAUAGCGGCGCCUCCCCUUUCUUCUUCUUCUUCUUCUUCUUCAUAUCCGAUUAACUGUCGAUUUUGUUCCCAAAUCGGAUUGAAGUUCGUAAAUUGAAAGUUGCGAAGUUCUUCGACAGAGAUGGACGUUGAUUUCGAAGAGGAGAACCUCAGAUCUUUGCAGAUAGAGGAGGAUGAAGGCCCAAUACGGCCCAGCUCGCGGAUACGCCGAAGGAUACGUAUCGAAUCUGAGGUUUCCCGGCCCAAUACGGCCCAGCUCGCGGAUACGCCCAGGAUACGUAUCGACGGUGUAUCCGUCGCGUAUCGGUAUCGGAUACGUAUCCGAUACGCGAUACGGCAACAGGGUGGCGUAUCGGUGUUAUAUAGACGGUUCUUCCUUCUUUGAGGGAGAAGCAUGACGAGUUCAUGUUAAGGGAGCUGGUAAAAAGGUGGUUGAAUCAUAAAAUCAUGGUUCGAUGGCUUUCAAGAUUCUUUUACUAUCUUGACCGCUACUUCAUAGCUAGAAGAUCACUUCCGCCACUGCAUGACGUUGGUUUGACGUGCUUCCGAGACCAGGUGUACCAGGAACUGCAUGUUAAAGCAAGGGAUGCUGUCAUAUCUCUGGUCGAUCAAGAGCGGGAGGGAGAGCAAAUAGAUCGAGCUUUGUUAAAGAAUGUGCUGGAUAUUUUUGUUGAAAUUGGAAUGGGGCAGAUGGAUUAUUAUGAUAAUGACUUUGAAGCAGCUCUGCUGACGGACACAGCUGCCUUUUAUUCCCGAAAGGCUUCUAAUUGGAUCUUAGAUGACUCGUGCCCCGACUAUAUGUUAAAGGCUGAGGAAUGUUUGAAAAGAGAAAAAGACAGAGUUGCUCACUAUCUUCAUUCGAGUAGUGAAGUAAAGUUGCUUGAGAAAGUACAACAUGAGCUAUUAUCAGUAUAUGCCACCCAACUCCUUGAAAAGGAGCACUCAGGCUGUCACGCAUUACUUAGGGAUGACAAGGUAGAGGAUUUGUCAAGGAUGUAUAGACUAUUCUCUAAAAUACCUCGUGGCCUUGAACCCGUGGCUAAUAUUUUUAAGCAGCAUGUUACUGCUGAAGGUAGUGCGUUGGUUAAACACACCGAAGAUGCUGCAAGUAACAAGAAGGCAGAAAAGAGAGAUGUUGUUGGGUUGCAGGAACAGGUCUUCGUCAGAAAAGUAAUUGAGCUCCAUGACAAAUUCAUGGCUUAUGUGAAUGAUUGUUUCCUAAAUCACACGCUCUUUCACAAGGCUCUCAAAGAGGCAUUUGAAGUCUUUUGCAACAAAGGUGUUGCUGGUAGCUCUAGUGCAGAACUUCUAGCCACCUUUUGUGAUAACAUUCUAAAAAAGGGAGGGAGUGAAAAAUUGAGUGAUGAAGCAAUUGAAGAUACACUGGAAAAGGUUGUAAAAUUGCUUGCCUAUAUCAGUGAUAAGGAUUUAUUUGCCGAGUUUUAUAGGAAAAAGCUUGCUCGCCGCUUGCUAUUUGACAAAAGUGCCAAUGAUGAACAUGAGAGAAGUAUCCUGACUAAGUUGAAGCAGCAAUGUGGUGGUCAAUUUACAUCAAAAAUGGAGGGGAUGGUCACAGACUUGACACUAGCCAGGGAAAACCAAGCCAGCUUUGAGGAAUAUCUUAGUAAUAAUCCGAAUGCAAAUCCAGGGAUUGACUUAACGGUGACUGUCCUGACAACGGGUUUCUGGCCAAGUUACAAAUCUUUUGAUCUUAACCUUCCAGCUGAGAUGGUCAAGUGUGUUGAAUUAUUCAGAGAGUUCUACCAAACAAAAACUAAACACCGAAAACUUACGUGGAUAUAUUCAUUGGGAACUUGCAACAUCAACGGUAAAUUUGAACCAAAGACAAUAGAGCUUAUUGUGACAACCUAUCAGGCUGCUGCACUCUUGCUGUUUAAUUCCGCGGAUAGAUUAAGCUAUCAGGAAAUCAUGACUCAGUUGAACCUGUCUGACGAUGAUGUUGUUAGGUUGCUUCAUUCACUUUCAUGUGCCAAGUACAAGAUUCUGAACAAGGAGCCAAGCACCAAAACAGUCUCUCCAACCGACGUUUUCGAGUUCAAUUCAAAGUUCACUGACAAAAUGAGAAGGAUUAAGAUACCUCUUCCUCCUGUGGACGAGAAGAAGAAGGUCAUAGAGGAUGUUGAUAAGGACAGAAGGUAUGCCAUUGAUGCUUCAAUUGUCCGUAUCAUGAAGAGCAGGAAAGUCUUGGGUUACCAGCAAUUGGUCAUGGAAUGCGUUGAGCAACUGGGUCGAAUGUUCAAGCCUGAUGUUAAAGCAAUCAAGAAGAGGAUUGAAGAUUUGAUCACUCGAGAUUAUCUUGAACGCGACAAGGAUAACCCUAACUUGUUCAAAUACUUGGCAUAAAUGCAACAACUCUUUUGGCUGAUUCAAGACACUGCGAAAAGGUUUUGGACCUGGGCGUGGAGGACUCGAAACCACUGUAAGUGCUACUAGGGCCUUGAGUUACUCAUAUGAGAAUUCUUGUACAUUCUAACUUCAAAUCUGGUUAAGAACCAUUUACAUAAAUCCAUCUGCAUUGAGGCGAAGAUGUAGUUUACAUUUCCAAGCAGCGAGACAAAAUCGAGCUUCCUUUCAUUUCCCUUGGCGCCCAAACUCUUGCAUUUUGACUCUUAAAAUUAUCAGUCUUUUAUUUUGUGAUUGGCGUUUCCUUAACUUUUGUAACUUUAAAUUGAUUAUCGAAGACAAAGACUUGCUAUUCUCGUCA